This is a messenger RNA of Girardinichthys multiradiatus, 2748 nucleotides long. Its product is annotated as neurexophilin-1-like. NCBI's taxonomy places the organism in Eukaryota, Metazoa, Chordata, Actinopteri, Cyprinodontiformes, Goodeidae. The record is from RefSeq and is a predicted model, not a curated record. The transcript is spliced from 2 exons. Bases 111 to 917 code for a protein of 268 amino acids. Gene Ontology annotation, molecular function: signaling receptor binding.
CUGUGAGUAGAGGCAGCAGCAUACAGACGGGUUUCUGCUCCAGAGUUAAUCACGCUAUGCAUGGCUCACCAAAAGGUCACUUAUCCUGAAUGAAGCUCAGAUAAAGGUGGAUGACACUUGGAACCAUGGAGAGGUUCUCCUGUCGCUGCUUUGGUUGGAUUCUUCUAAGUUUUUGUCUGUUGGUAGAUUGUCAGCUUGAGAGAAACUUCACCUUCGGCAACUCAGCAUCGCCUCAACUCCACAAAAACCAAGCCGGGAAUCUACAGAAGAUCUGGGGACUUCAGACCAGGAGUGUGAAUCAGAACUCCAAAGUGCUCAAUAGCCCAUCCGGUCCUUUACCAAAGCAGGGACUUUGGGAAAUCCUGGGAGCUAACUCCAAGUUCAACUCCAACCCGUCGGUAAAGAUAAAGCUUCAGCCCCUCAUGAAAGUUCAAGAAUUAUCUAAAUUGUCAAGGUUGUUUAGCUGGGGUGACUUUUAUUCUAACAUCAAAACGGUCAAACUGAAUUUACUGAUAAUGGGGAAGAUUGUGGAUCAUGGCAACGGCUCUCUUGGCGUCUACUUCCAUCACAACUCCACAGGUGUUGGGAACGUGUCCGUCAGCCUCGUCCCACCUAUGAAAGAGUUAGGGUUUGACUUGGAGCGCCAGAGUGUGGUCCAUCCCAAGGAGUCCAAGACGUUCAACUGCCGUGUGGACUAUGAGAAAACCGAACGCAGCAAAAAGGUGAUGCUGUGCAACUACGAUCCAUCAAAGACGUGCGACCAAGAACAAACCCAGAGCCACAUUACCUGGAUGUGCUCCAAACCUUUCCAGGUCAUCUGCGUCUACAUGUCUUUCUACAGCACGGACUACAGGCUGGUCCAGAAAGUCUGUCCAGAAUACACCUCCCAGAGCCCAGCCUACCUGCCUACAGCGUAAACAUGGGACCAAGUGAGGACGAUGAUGGGAAUCGUCUUUUGAAAAUCCACAGAGGAAUGCAUUUUGAACAAGUGUGACUUUUCAAGACAUUCAAAACUUUGUUCUAGAAUACAUUUCAUCAAACACUGUAAUAUAUAUGUUUAGAUGUUGCCCGUUCAAAACUAAAUGACUGUAGCUGACAUUAGGUGAAACUAAAAGCAACCGGACUAAUCUGACAAUUAGGUGACAGACUAGUUUUACAACAUUUUACAAUGCUGUUAAUAAAUAACCUUCAUAGUAUCACUUUCUUUUCAGAUGCUGUUCAUGUUGCCUCUUCGCACUUUCAGUUUUGGUUGUCUGGUACCAGAUGUUUUCAGAACACUUUGUACCUGCUUUUGAAAUAGUUUUCUAUUGUCUGCUUGAGGUCACUAAGAGUUAUUUUUGUGUGAUCAGGGUUUAUAAGGUUAUAAGGUUUUAAUAUAGUGCUGUUAAAAUCCAUCCCUCUCUAAAAAUGUCUUCCGUCUUUACUUUUUGGGACAUUAAAACCAUCAAACUGAUUUUAAUAUAAAAUCUGGCCAGAGUAAAUAGAAAAGGCUGUUUUUAAAUGGUCAUUACCUUUAUUAAGAGGAUAAAAGUUUCCAAACUAACGAGCUCUUAUGUAAAGAAGUAAUUAGCACAACAUAACUCCUUAGCAGCAGCAACUGCUAUCAAGUGUUUGUAAUGAGUGACACUGAGUCUUUUACCGCUGUGGAGGAAUUUUGCCCCACUCUCCUUUGCAGAAUUGAUUUUAUUUUCGAGCAUCAACAGCUUGCUUGAGAUUAUGCAUCAGCAUCUCAAUUGGAUUUAGGUUUGAACUUUGACUAUGACACAAAAGCUUAGUUCUGGCUUGUGAGCCAUAAAUUAAGAAAAGCCGUUCAGGUCCUGAAGAAGCAAUCCCACACCAUCAUACUGCCACCACCCUGUUUAGCUGUUCUGGUUCUGAAAUUGUGUUAGUAUUACACUAGAUGUGACAAGAUGCACACCUUUAAAUAAGUUCCACUUUAGUCUCGUCAGUCCACAGAAUACCUUUCCGAAAGUCAUGGGGAUCAUCAAGAUGUUUUUUUUUGGUCAGCAGUGGUUUUUGUCUUGGAUUAGUCUCUUUCUUAUCGUUGAACAAUGAACUUUGACCUUAACCUAGGCAAGUAAGGUCUGCAAUGCUUUAAAUGUUGUUCUAACUUCCUUUGUGACCUCCUGGAUGAGUCGUCGAUUGACUUUUGGGAUAAUUUUGGAAGCCCCCCCCCCGAUCCUGGGAAGGUUCACCACUGUUACAUGUCUUCUCCAUUUGUGUUCAUGGCUAGUAAAAUUAAUCCAACGAAUGUGCUUGAUCACAGUUAAUUACUUUUUCACAUAGGGUCAGAUUGGUUUGGUUAGCCUUUGUCCCUUUAGUAAAUGGAAUAAGAUUAAAAAACAGUUUUUUGUGUUUACUUAGGCUAUCUUUGUCUAAUAUUAUAAUUUGCUUAAAAAUAUAUGAAAUAUUUAAAUGUGAGUGGAGUAAAUACAUUUUCACAGCACUGUAUUUAAUACUUAAAUACUAAGAGUAGCUAUCUUAAUACGCAGUGGUUAAUACCGGUACAAAUGCUUACAGGAGAAAAAUGGCAACGCUCAGGUAUGAAAUGGUGGGAACAAAUUGGUGAAGGUGCAAAUUGACUCGAAGCCUUUUUUUCCCUAAACAAAAGCCCCAUAAUAUAUAGAAAAAUGUAAUUAUGUAUUUAUUCCAACUGAAAUAACAGCUUUGAAUUACGUUUGUGGUGUUCAUGUCAAUUAGUCUCGACAGCUCUUUAAUUUUGGGGGUUGUAUGAGAAAACAAAUAAAC